GCUCUGUCAGGGUGCGAGGUGGCGAACUGGCGGGCUGCUUUGCGGCCCGCGCGCGGCCGGCGAUGCUGGCCGGCAGCUGUGCGCCCCGGGAGCGCGAAGCGGAGGGAAAUGGGGCGGGGGCUGUGCCUGCGCCGCCUGCCAUUGACUUCCCCGCCGAGGGCUCAGAUCCCAAGUAUGAUGAGUCUGAUGUGCCAGCAGAACUCCAAGUGUUAAAAGGACCCCUACAGCAGCCAACUUUCCCUUUUGCAGUGGCAAACCAACUGUUGCUUGUGUCUUUGUUGGAGCACUUGAGCCACGUGCAUGAGCCAAAUCAAGGUCGUUCAAGACAGGUGUUUAAAUUACUCUGUCAAACUUUUAUCAAGAUGGGGCUGCUGUCUUCUUUCACUUGUAGUGAUGAAUUUAGCUCACUGAGACUGCAUCACAACAGAGCUAUUACUCAUUUAAUGCGGUCAGCUAAAGAGAAAGUUCGUCAGGAUCCUUGUGAUGAGAAUUCUCAUAUCCAGAAAAUCAGACCAAGAGAAGUAGCCUUUGAAGCACAAACCUCACGUUACUUAAAUGAAUUUGAAGAGAUUGCCAUCUUAGGAAAAGGUGGCUAUGGAAGAGUAUACAAGGUCAGGAAUAAAUUAGAUGGCCAGUAUUAUGCAAUUAAAAAAAUCCUGAUUAAAGGUGCAACUAAAACAGAUUGCAUGAAGGUACUACGGGAAGUAAAGGUGCUGGCGGGUCUGCAGCAUCCUCACAUUGUAGGCUACCACACUGCUUGGAUAGAACAUGUUCAUGUGGCCCAACCACAAGACAGAGCUCCUAUUCAGUUGUCCUCUCUGGAAGUGCUCUCUGACCAGGAAGACAACAGAGAUCAGUAUGGUGUUAAAAAUGAUGACAGUAGCAGCUCAUCCAUUGUCUUUGCUGAGUUAACCUCAGACAAAGACAAAGCCUUUGGAGAAUCUGGCUUUGAAAAUCAAAAUAACAGAUUGGUGAACUACACCACCAAUUUAGUCACAAGAGAUGCCAGUGAAUUGGAAUCACUCAUUGAGCUACAGGAAAAUGGGUUGUCAAUUAUGGAACAUCAGCUGCCGCUCAGGCAGUAUUCAGACCUGGAGGAAAAUUUCACAUCCACCGAGGAAUCUUCUGAUGAACACUUAAACUUGUUCGGGCAGACAGAGGUGCAGUACCACCUGAUGCUACACAUCCAGAUGCAGCUGUGUGAGCUCUCACUGUGGGACUGGAUCACUGACAGGAACAGGAGGGGCCGGGAGUGUGUGGACGAGUCGUCUUGUCCUUAUGUUAUGGUCAGCGUUGCAACAAAAAUUUUUCAAGAAUUGGUGGAAGGUGUAUUUUACAUACAUAACAUGGGAAUUGUGCACAGAGAUCUGAAGCCCAGAAAUAUUUUUCUUCAUGGCCCUGAUCAGCAAGUAAAAAUAGGAGACUUUGGUCUGGCGUGCACAGACAUCCUACAGAAAAACACAGACUGGACCAAUAGAAAUGGGAAGGGAAUGCCAACACAUACUUCCAGAGUGGGAACUUGUCUGUACGCUUCCCCCGAGCAGUUGGAAGGAUCCGAGUAUGAUACCAAGUCAGAUAUGUAUAGCUUGGGUGUAAUUCUGCUAGAGCUUUUUCAGCCAUUUGGAACAGAAAUGGAGCGAGCAGAAGUUUUAACAGGUUUAAGAACUGGUCAGAUACCCAAAUCCCUCAGUAAAAGGUGUCCAGUACAAGCCAAGUAUAUCCAGCACUUAACCAGAAAAAAUUCAUCCCAGAGACCAUCUGCUGUUCAGCUGCUACAAAGUGAACUUUUCCAGAAUUCCGGAAAUGUUAAUCUUACCCUACAGAGGAGGGUAAUAGAGCAAGAAAAAGAAAUUGAAGAACUAAAGAGGCAGCUGAGCCUCCUCUCUCAGGACAAAGGGGUUUAGGAUGACAUGAAAGUUGGGAGAGUACCUGUCUAGCUUU
Trichechus manatus latirostris (Florida manatee) is the source of this 1941-nucleotide messenger RNA. It is a transcript of the gene EIF2AK1, whose product is annotated as eukaryotic translation initiation factor 2 alpha kinase 1. The transcript has 15 exons. NCBI's taxonomy places the organism in Eukaryota, Metazoa, Chordata, Mammalia, Sirenia, Trichechidae. Gene Ontology annotation, cellular component: cytoplasm; nucleus; cytosol. The record is from RefSeq and is a predicted model, not a curated record. Gene Ontology annotation, biological process: protein phosphorylation. Gene Ontology annotation, molecular function: ATP binding; eukaryotic translation initiation factor 2alpha kinase activity. The coding region runs from base 63 to 1904 and encodes 613 amino acids.